Indicator indicator is the source of this 474-nucleotide messenger RNA. RefSeq names its product acyl-CoA thioesterase 13 (gene ACOT13). The transcript has 3 exons. Gene Ontology annotation, molecular function: fatty acyl-CoA hydrolase activity. The record is from RefSeq and is a predicted model, not a curated record. Lineage: Eukaryota; Metazoa; Chordata; Aves; Piciformes; Indicatoridae. The coding region runs from base 48 to 470 and encodes 140 amino acids.
AGGUUGCCGUUCCGGAACGCGGCUGGGCUGCUGGUGUGACAGGCAGUAUGGGGUUCACGUUGGAGACCUUGAGAGAGGCUAUGAAGUACAUGUUAGAGUCGCAGGGGUUCGACCGAGUGCUCAACAAGAUGAAACUUCUUUCUGCAACUCCUGGAAGAGUUGUUUGUGAAAUGAAAGUAGAGGAGGAGCAUACAAACAGAGGUGGUACAUUACAUGGAGGCUUGACAGCCACGCUUGUGGAUGUGGUGUCAACAACAGCGUUGCUGUACACAGAAAGAGCAGUGCCAGGGGUCAGUGUGGACAUGAAUAUCACAUACACUUCUGCUGCUAAAGUUGGAGAAGAGAUACUGAUUACAGCUCAGAUUUUGAAGCAAGGAAGAAAUCUUGCAUUUGCCACCGUGGAUUUAACAAAUAAGGCAACGGGAAAGUUAAUUGCACAAGGUAGACAUACAAAGUAUCUAGGAAAUUAAUAUU